AAGCAAAAUUGGUUUUUAUAAUUCAAAUUUAAUCAAGUAGUAUCAAAAUGGGGGGGGAAACAAGGCUAGCUAAAAUGAAUACAGGAAUUAAAACAGGGGAAGCAACCAAUCUUUAAAACUUAAUAAUAGCAAACACGUAUAGCUCUAGGCUAUGUGCCAGACACUGUUCUGAGUGCUUUGCCUGUAUCACCCCAAGAAUGGCAGGUAACCCCUUGAGGUGGGUACAGUUAUUAUCCCUCUCUAGCAGUGGAGGCAGCUGAAACAGAAGUAACUUGCCCAAAGUUCCUUACUGCUAAAAAAGCAGUCUGGCUCCAGAGCGCCUUUGCUCUUAAUUACUGUUGGUAAUUACUGUUGGUUGCUGAACACUUAUAGAUGUAAACCGUUAGGUUGUGCGGUUUUCAGGAAGAGGAAGCAAGGGGUAAAUAAUGUUCUGAAAGGUUGAAGAGUAAAUACUGCGUGUGCAAAAUGAGAAUUGGGUUGAGCUAGGCUGUAACCAGGGAUGAAUAAGGCGAGCGAAAGUGGAGGGUACGUCAUAGCAUAAUGUAUACUGUCUAAAGGACUUCUUUCACGCAUAUUAGCAAAAUUUGAAUCUUGACUGAACAGAGUUUUCUCUUGGCUUAUGGUUUGUGAUCAUUUAGAUUUCAAAGAAGUGGAGUGGAUUGACAAAACAGCACUGAAAAGAUUUUAGAAGUGUUUAACUCUUGGAGUAAGUUAAGUGAAUGCGUGCUGGGUGAUUAGGGCCCAGACCAGAGAUUCGGCUAGGAAGUUAGGAAUGAAGAAACUGACUUUAAGAAAUUGUUUACUCCUUACCCAAAUAAUUGAGAGAGAUUCAAUUAGACAUUGAAGCAAAGGAAAGGUUCUCUAUUUGGGUUAACAACUUCCAUCAUUGAUAAGAAGGAACUCAUUGGCAAGAGAGCAGGAGACGCUGUAUGUACAGGUAGAGGUGAGUGUCUUAUGAGAAGGAAGGGAGCAGCUGCCUGAGGUUACUGUACUCAUUGUAGCUGUUCAUCCAGAGCUAAGUGUAGAGCAAGAAUGACAGUGUUGAGGAUUUAAUAUCAACUCACUUGUUUGCCAGUGUACUUGAAGCCCCCUGACUGGGCUCAGCUAUUGGGGGCUGGAGAUUGAUCCUGAUGGGAAGUAGACAGUGAAGAAUGUAGGUGGAAGGUCUGUCAGGGUGAUAGAAUUGUUGUAGAGAGGGUGCUGAUUUGUGAUUUUAGCUCUUUUGGACUCUAGGACAGGAGUUGGUGAACUUUUUCUGUAAAGUGAUAGGUAAAUACUUAUUUGUGGCCAGUCUGUCUACUCAGCUUGGCCAUUGUAGUUCAGAACUAAAUGAGUGUGGCUUUGUUCCAGUAAAACUAUUUACAAGAACAGAAGUCUAACCUAAGGACUAAAUUUUGUGAUACCUGCGCCAGGCCCUCAGUUUUCAUGCAAAGGGGACUGGAUUCAGAAACCAAGAAACAACUAGAAGAGGAAGAAAAGAAAAUCAUUAGUGAAGAGCACUGGUAUUUGGAUUUGCCAGAACUUAAAGAGAAAGAGAGUUUCAUAAUAGAAGAGCAGAGUUUCUUGUUAUGUGAAGAUCUUCUGUAUGGAAGAAUGUCAUUCAGAGGAUUUAAUCCUGAGGUUGAGAAAUUAAUGCUUCAGAUGAAUGCUAAGAAUAAAACAGAAGAAGUUGAAGAUGAAACAGUGGAGCUUGAUGUGUCAGAUGAAGAAAUGGCUAGAAGAUAUGAGACCUUGGUGGGGACAAUUGGAAAAAAGUUUGCCAAAAAAAGAGACCGUGCCAAUUAUGAAGAAGAUGAAAAUGGAGACAUCAAGCCAGUUAAAGUAAAGAAGACAUUCUUAAAGCCCCAAGAUUAAAGGGGAAGCCUUACGAUAUUGCUCAGGGGUGCCUUGUGAGAGUUAACACAUUUUGGAACUCAUUCCAGUGGUUUCUCUGUAGUUAAUAUGGUAAUUUUAUUUGUAAAGAAAUGCAUAAUUUUGGGAACGUGCUGUUUUCGAAACAGAAGUGUGAUGGAUGUUGUGCAUCCUUUGUGUGAUGGUACUCAUCAGGAGUGGGGUUUUAGCCCUGGAUCUCCAAAUGUGCAAAGGUAAUGUUUGCUUCCUAAAAGUUUUUUGACCCUAGAUUUUAUUUUAAUGUAUCUCUCUAGUCACUGACCUUAGAUUGACUCAUGAAGUAAUACUAGUGUUUAAGUUGUCCUUAUGUUUACAUUUUUACUUUAAGUUAUUAAUAAUGUCAAGUCAUUUUGUACAUUUUGGAAUCAAAUGUCAUGAGAAUUUAUUAUAUGUAAAUUCAUCAAUAACAAACAUGCCUCUCCGACCUACAGUGUUUGCAUGCUACCAAGUCAGUGUGUGGAAUUAUGGGUUUUUUUGUUUAAAGCUUUUAAUUAAUUAAAAAAUAAUGUUCUAUAAUAAACAUGUUUUCAUA
Messenger RNA from Miniopterus natalensis, 2422 nucleotides. RefSeq names its product M-phase phosphoprotein 6 (gene MPHOSPH6). Gene Ontology annotation, biological process: maturation of 5.8S rRNA. The record is from RefSeq and is a predicted model, not a curated record. Lineage: Eukaryota; Metazoa; Chordata; Mammalia; Chiroptera; Miniopteridae.